Molecule: messenger RNA, 1491 nt
Organism: Trematosphaeria pertusa
Lineage: Eukaryota; Fungi; Ascomycota; Dothideomycetes; Pleosporales; Trematosphaeriaceae
Exons: 1
Coding region: 210-1262 (350 amino acids)
Source: RefSeq, a predicted model, not a curated record
GUCCCUCUUUUCACGAGUACUGCCACCGCCUCUGUCACCACUUAGCAUAUCACGUUCACCGCCUCACUUCACCAUCACUGCUCGCGCAAACUCUCCUUCACCACAAGGCGAAAUGACGCCAGCUACCGCUUCUCCCGUCAUCCUCCAUCUUCCCCCCCACCCCUCCGACUUCCACCUUCACGCCAUCCAACACUACAUACUCCGCCACGAUGGUCGGCUGGCAGAGCUCACCCUUCUGGGCCCAUAUCGACAUCUUCAACUUGCUAGGCAUUAAUCCCCACACCACCGAUUUGACGUGGGAGAUUGUAGAUGCUCGCCCGCGACAGAUUGUCAAGAAGUUGUGUCCGAACGACCCUGCUGUUAUGCUUCCGGAUGGGGUGUCCGUCGCGCUGAUCAACGCCUUCCGCACUGAACUCUUCAACAUGCUCUACCCUUCUGCUCAGCAUGGCAAAGAACUCGGCGUAGGCGACGCGACUUCCCAUUCCCGGAACAAGCUCGCCAAGGCUCUGGAUGAGAUUAACGGCGCGAAGCUCAACGGAUAUCGUCGGACAUGGGACGCUGAGAAUGGCGUACCUGGCAAUUGGCUUGGUGCAGACAUUAGUGACGGUGACGGCCUGGCGGGCUCUUCGGCUGCUCUGCUACCGCAGGGUUCCUCUACUGCAGCACAAACUGUGCAGGGUGAGCCUACGGGUACAGAGGACAAUCCGAUUCCGCUCGACGAAGCGGGCACUCACGACGACCCGAUCAACCUUGACGGCGACAGCACUCCAGAGCCCGUCUCUAUCGACAACGCCCAGGCUCUCGUCCUGCCAAUGCACCAGCGAGACAAGUUCAUGCAACUUACGAAGUUGGGGGCUACUCCAAUGCAUUUCAGAUACGCCAUCGCGCCUUCCCGACUUCGGGCGAUGGCGAAGAGAAACACGAACAACAACAAGGCCGCAAUAGUGGUUGGCGUUGUGAGGCGCCCGGACUGGAACGCGGCGCAGACCUUCCCUGAAUAUAUAUGCAUAGCCUUGCUCGAAGGCGGCAACUCGUUGCGCAUCAGAGUGAAGCGUUGCAGUAUUGAAGGCGAGGAGCUCCCGAAGUGGCCUGGCGGAGGCUCGGUCUACAUCUCGCUCGAGGAGAUUGAGCAAUACGGCUAUCUCUUUAGGCCAUUCUACGACUUCGACAGAGAGCGGCUUCGCAGGUAUCUGAUGGCGAUGGAGGAGCAGGACAAGAUGCCCAAUGUUAGAGACAAGGCGGUAGUUUUGCGCGGCGGCUGAAGGAGUGACUUUGCAGGCGGGAAGCGAAUACGGGUGUAUGCACGGUUCUCGGCAGGAGUGGUCUCUGUAGGGUCAAUAACCGGGAACUGUCUCUGGGGCUUUUAGAGUCUGAUGGAUCGAGGUACCGUACGACGCAAGCAGCUGGAACCAGGGUGGAUGAUACACUGUUUUGGAUUGGAACAAAUUUGGUUUAGCCGUUCAUAGGGCCUCAAUCCACCCAAACAACGGG